CAUCUGGAAUGACUAAAUCGGAAGAAUUUGUAUCGAUUGUAAUGAUGAGGGAAAUGUUAAAUCUUCAAAAAGAAACAAUUAUAUCUUUUUUUCGGGAAUCAAUAUUAAGCACAAACCUAAAGUUUGAUAUUUUCCAAUCGAGUAUUCAAGAUAUUUGUCGCGAACUUGACGAUCUAAAAUCAGGGUUGAAUUUUGUUGGUGGAGUAUGCGAAGACAAGGUUAAAGCUGUAGGCGAAAAAAUAAAUAAAGUUUGUGAAGAUUUAACUAAUGUCAGAAAAAUGCAGGGAAAAAUAUCCUCGGACAAUACGGAACUAAAACUAAAAAGCGUAGAUAAUGAAGAUCGAAACAGGCGCAAUAACUUAAGAAUCGAUGGGAUUAUUGAAACAAAUGAAGAAAAGGAUUGGGAUAUAACUAAAGAAAAAAUAAAACAGUUUUUUAACGUAAAACUUGGAAUCGAGAAAGAUAUUAAAAUUGAACGAGCUCAUCGAGUAGGGCUCGCUAAAUUAGAACGAGAGCGAACCAUUGUACUAAAGCUUAGAGAUUUUGAAGAUAAAAAAUUAAUCUUAGAAAAUGCAAUAAAAUUAAAGAGGAGUAAUAUUUUUAUAAAUGAAGAUUAUAGUUUUACAACUCGUAAAAUACGCAAAGAACUUUUUGAGCAGGCGAAGCUUCAUCGUCAAAUUGGUCAUUAUGCUAAAGUCGUGUACAAUAAACUUAUUGUUCAUGAAUUUAAAGAAAACAUCCACAAAGUAGUUAACUUGACGCAUGGAAAUGAAGCAAUCGAACGCAACGAAGCUGUUUGUUUGACGCUCGGAAACGACUUUAUCGUACGCAAGUACGACAGACAAAGGACUGCCGCGUUCGAUCUGCAAUAUAGCGCACGAAAUGAAUAGCUGAUCUUCUGGACACCCGGCAAUAAGUAGUCCAAACAUCACUGAAACCAACCUGAUAGUCCAAAAAUACCGUAUCGGAAAGUUUUUUUUUUCCUAUUUGACCAGCUUUUUUGAGAUCUGACCCACUGUGCGGCGGUCUAAAUCAGGAUGACGGAGGUUACGUCACAACUUCCUUUUGGAAACCUAUGUCUCGGUAUUUAAAUGAAAAGAAACUAUUGCAUUGAUUUGUUUUGUUUUUAUUUUUUUUU
Molecule: messenger RNA, 1138 nt
Organism: Hydra vulgaris (swiftwater hydra)
Lineage: Eukaryota; Metazoa; Cnidaria; Hydrozoa; Anthoathecata; Hydridae
Biological process (GO): retrotransposition
Cellular component (GO): ribonucleoprotein complex
Molecular function (GO): single-stranded RNA binding
Source: RefSeq, a predicted model, not a curated record